Molecule: messenger RNA, 2317 nt
Organism: Electrophorus electricus (electric eel)
Lineage: Eukaryota; Metazoa; Chordata; Actinopteri; Gymnotiformes; Gymnotidae
Gene: kif2c
Product: kinesin family member 2C
Biological process (GO): microtubule depolymerization; microtubule-based movement
Cellular component (GO): microtubule
Molecular function (GO): microtubule motor activity; ATP binding; microtubule binding
Source: RefSeq, a predicted model, not a curated record
UUUCCGCUGACGUAUUUUGAACAGCUUGGCGGUUGGGCGUCUGUUUGGACUUUGUAUGGCCGGACCGUGUGCUGGGUAGCUACUCAGGUACAUCCAUAUCCAGCAGACGGGAUUUUAAGAACUUCUGAUUACGGGUUUUAGCCGAAAUGGACGUAGCAUUAGCCAAGCUUCUCGUCGGGCUCGCUGUCAAGAUCAGUCGCAGUGACGGGCGGGUGCACAGCGCCACCGUGAAGUCUGUUGACGCCACCAAGUGCACCGUACACGUGGAGUGGACCGAGAAGAACAUAACCAAAGGCAAAGAGAUCGAAAUCGGUGAAAUGUGUAAUCUUAACACCGAUCUAAUCCAGUACCUGCAAACAUCACGUCCUGUUGCCUCCACUUCCAGCACUGCACCAGCUCCUAAAGCUGAGAAGAAGUCUGAGCUCCCUUCGAGGGCAUCUAAGAUCCCUGCUCCUCCAGAACGUCACAGAAGGAUGACCACGCGGCAGACGUGUCUGUUCCGGCCGACUGCCGAGGACGCCCACGGACAGGAUCUGCCCUCGUCUGCUGUUCCCAGACCUUCAGGACUACAGAAGAAGCAGAGUGUCAAGAUGCCCUCGUCUUUGCUGCCUGUCAGUGAGUCUGCGUCUGAUAGCGAGUCUGGGAAGGUCGCUGCUGUGCCCACUGCAAAUCAAGGGAUUUCCAGAGUUCCUGAAGUGAAUAAAGUAAACAAACGCUUGUCCGUCUCAACUAAAAUCUCUGAGACUCAGGUCAAAAAAGGAAAGUAUGGUGACAUGAACAGACCUAACAAGCAGUUUUACCAGAUGAUUGAGGAGUACCGGGAGACGCUGGAGAAAGUUCCUCUGUCUCUGACGGACCCCGUUGAACUCCACAGAAUUUGUGUGUGUGUUCGCAAGCGGCCUCUAAACAAAAAAGAGGUGACCAGGAAGGAGAUUGACGUGGUGACUGUGCCGGGGAAAGGAGUUCUCCUGUUCCACGAGCCCAAGCAGAAGGUCGACCUCACCAAGUACCUCGACAACCAGCUCUUCCAUUUCGAUUACUCGUUUGAUGAAUCCUCCACCAACGACCUGGUGUACAGGUUCACCGCCAAACCCCUGGUCAAGACCAUUUUUGAGGGUGGCAGGGCCACUUGUUUUGCUUACGGACAGACGGGCAGUGGAAAGACUCACACGAUGGGAGGGGACUUCUCCGGGAAGGCCCAGGACAGCUCCAAAGGAGUCUAUAGCUUGGCAGCACAUGAUGUGUUUAACCUCUUGCAGCAGCGGAGGUAUGCUGAUAUGGACCUGUCCCCGUACGUCACGUUCUUUGAGAUCUACAAUGGCAAGGUCUUUGACUUGCUGAAUAAGAAAACUAAACUGCGUGUGUUGGAAGAUGAGGGCCAGCAGGUUCAGGUUGUUGGCCUGCAGGAAGUGCCCGUGUCAUCUGUCGAUGAUGUCAUAAGGCUGAUAGAGAAGGGCAGUGCCUGCAGGACGUCUGGUCAGACGUUUGCCAACACCAACUCGUCCCGCUCCCAUGCCGUCCUGCAGGUGAUCCUGAGGCAUGGCAAACAGCUUCAUGGGAAGUUCUCGCUGGUGGACUUGGCGGGGAACGAGCGUGGCACGGAUGUCAGCAGCAACGACCGGAAGACCAUGGUGGAAACGGCUGAGAUCAACCGCAGUCUCUUGGCGCUGAAGGAAUGCAUCCGAUCUCUGGGGCAGAACUCUGAGCACAUCCCGUUCAGGAUGAGCAAGCUCACCCAGGUUCUCAGAGAUUCUUUCAUCGGCGAGAACUCCAGAACCUGCAUGAUUGCUAUGAUCUCUCCUGGUAUGAACUCUUGUGACUACACGCUGAACACUCUACGCUACGCAGAUAGAGUGAAGGAGCUCAACGGUGUUUCGAAGGGUGCAGGGCAGGACCACGGGACACGCCCGGAGGAACCGACGGACGUCUGCAGCUUCCUAGAGCAGGAGCCAAUUGAGGAGCUGAUCCAGAUCUCUGAGGUUGAAGAGAAAUUCUAUGAAGACCUCCAGGGCGGCAGGGAGAUUGCCAAAGCCAUGCAGCACGAGUUGUUUGACGUGGUCAACAGUUUACCGGAAAUUGAUGAGUACAUGGAGAGACUACAAGGGUCCUACCAGGCUCUACGCUCAGCUAUCGAGAGGCUGAAGGCCAGGUCACUCGGCAUGGAGUAACACGCACACAACCCGACGCCCAAUCGGAGUUGUUUUGUUUUUUUUUUAAAUGUGUGACUGACAAACCUCCUAACUUUCUUAACCUGAAAAUAAAUGUUUUAUGGGUUAUAAUAACCUUUCUCUUCACUGAAUAAAUGUCUUGCUUUUCA